CCCAGGAUGAAGCCCCCCCCCGGCUGCCGCCGCCUGUCCCCGCUCGGGGCCGCGCUGGGCGUCUGCGUCACGCUGGGCUUCACCCUGGCGCUCCUGGGGGGGCCCUGCGCCGCAGGUGAGACCCAAACCCACAGGGACACCCCAAAUCCUCCAGGGGGAUCUCAGCGGGAUUUCGGUUUCCGAUGUCGCGACCCGGCCCGCAGGGCGGCCCCGCUGGCGCCGUGCCGGCCGCGCUCGCACGUGGUGUUCCUGAAGACGCACAAGACGGGCGGCAGCAGCGUGCUGAACCUCCUGUCGCGAUACGGCGAGUCGCGACGGCUGCGCUUCGCCCUCCCCCACCGCUACCAGUUCGGCUACCCCGCCCCCUUCCGCGCCGAGCGCGUGCGCGGCUUCCGCCCCGGGGGGAGGAAAUUCGACAUCAUCUGCCACCACAUGCGCUUCAACCUCAGCGAGGUGCAGCGGGUGAUGCCCAACGACUCGUUCUACUUCUCCAUCGUGCGGGACCCGGGCGCGGUGGCCGAGUCGUCCUUCUCGUAUUUCCGCGCGGCGGCCCCGGCCUUCCGGAACUCUCCGUCGCUCUCGGCCUUCCUGGCCUCGCCCUUUCGCUUCUUCCGCCCGGGCCAGCGCGGCAACCACUACGCCCGCAACCUGCAGUGGUUCGACUUCGGCCUCCCGGAGCCGGCGGAUCCGGGUGAGAUCCCGGGAAUUCUGUCCGAGCUGGAGCGCGUUUUCCCGCUGGUGCUGCUGGCCGAGCGCUUCGACGAGUCGCUGGUGCUGCUGCGGCACCGCCUGUGCUGGCCGCCCGACGCCGUGGACGCCUUCCCGCACAACGCCCGCGGCUCGGCGCCGCGGGUCUCGGCGGAGCAGCUGCGGCGCCUGCGGGCCUGGAACGCGCUGGACUGGGCCCUGUACUCGCACUUCAACCGCUCCUUCUGGCGCCAGGCCGAGGCCUUCGGGCUGCCGCGGCUGCGGCGCGAGGCGGCCGAGCUGCGGCGGCGCCGGCGGGCGCUGGCCGGGCGCUGCCUGCGCGGCGGGGGCCCCGUGCCCGCCGCCGCCAUCGCCGAGCGCGGCCUGCGGCCCUUCCAGCCGCCCGGCGCCGCCGCCAUCCUGGGCUUCGCGCUGCGCCCGGGGCUGCGCGGCGCCGAGCGCGAGCGCUGCCGGCGCCUGGCGCUGCCCGAGCUGCCCUACAAGGAGCGCCUCGAGCGCCUGCAGUUCGGCGCCAGAAACGGCACUGACGGGUGAAAUGCCGGAAUUUUCCGUGGAAAAAACGCAAAAAUCCUGGUGAAAUUCCCUUGGGAAUUGGCGAUUUUGGGGCUGGAAUCGUCCCCCGUGCCUCAGUUUCCCAUUGGCUAAAAGCUCAAAAAAUUCCAGGAAUUUGGGGAAUUUUCCCGUGGAUUUGUUCCAUUUUUCCCCAGAAUUCUAAGAAUUUGGGGAAUUUUCCCAUGGAUUCAAUCCUUUUUCCCCCAAAAAUUUGGGAUUGGAGCCCCAGAAUUUAGCGAUUUUUCUUGUGCCUCAGUUUCCCAAAAAAUUUGGAGUAGGGCCCUCGAAAACCCCAAGAACUUUGGGAAUUUCCCCCAAAACCCCAAUAAUUUUCACCAAAAUCCCAGGGAUUUCCCCCAAAACCAGCCCCAAGCCCAGGAAUUUGGGGCUCCCCAGCCCCAGCGCGAGCGCUGCCGGCGCCUGGCGCUGCCCGAGCUGCCCUACAAGGAGCGCCUCGAGCGCCUGCAGUUCGGCGCCAGAAACAGCACUGACGGGUGAAAUUCCCCAAUUUUCCGUGGAAAAAAUGCAAAAAUCCCGGGGAAAUUCCCUUGGGAAUUGGCGAUUUUGGGGCUGGAAUCGGCCCCCGUGCCUCAGUUCCCCAUUGGCCAAAAUCCCCCAAAUUUGGGGAAUUUUCCUGUGGAUUUGUUCCAUUUUUCCCCAAAAUUUCAGGAAUUUGGUGAAUUUUCCCAUCAAUUCAAUCAUUUUUUUCCCCCAAAAAUUUGAGAUCGGAACCCCAAAAGUUCCAGGAAUUUGGGAAAUUUUCCUAUGAGUUCAAUCCUUUUUCCCCCAAAAUUUCCAGGAAUUUUGGCGACUUUUCCCAUGGAUUCAAUCCUUUUUUCCCCAAAAAAUUUGGGAUUGAGGCCCCGGAACUUUGAGAUUUUUCUUGUGCCUCAGUUCCCCAAAAAAUUGGAAUAGGGCCCUCAAAAAUCCCAAGAAUUUUGGGGAAUAUCCCCCAAAAAUCUCAGAAAUCCCAGGAAUUUCCCCUGAAAUCCCAGGAAUUUCCCCCGAAAUCCCAGGAAUUUCUCCAAAAUCCCAGGGAUUUCCCCCAAAACCAGCCCCAAGCCCAGGAAUUUGGGGCUCCCCAGCCCCAGCGCGAGCGCUGCCGGCGCCUGGCGCUGCCCGAGCUGCCCUGCAAGGAGCGCCUCGAGCGCCUCCCGUUCGGGGCCAGAAACGGCACUGACGGGUGAAAUUACGGAAUUUUCCGUGGAAUUUCCCAUGGAAUUUUCCUUCCCUGGGCGUCCAUUUCCCAGAAAAACGCAAAAAUCCCGGUGAAAUUCCCCUGGGAAUUGGCGAUUUUGGGGCUGGAAUCGGCCCCCGUGCCUCAGUUUCCCAUUGGCUAAAAGCUCCAAAAUUUUGGGAAUUUUUCUAUGAAUUCAAUCGAUUUUUGUCAAAAUUCCAGGAAUUUGCGGAGUUUUGCUAUGGAUUCAAUCCUUUUUUCCCCAAAAAUUUGGGAUUGGAGCCCCAAAAGUUCCAGGAAUUUGGGCAAUUUUCCCAUGGAUUCAAUCCUUGUUUCCCCAAAAAUUUGGGAUUGGAGCCCCAAAAGUUCCAGGAAUUUGGGCAAUUUUCCCAUGGAUUCAAUCAUUUUUCCCCAAAAAAAUUGGGAUAGGAGCCUCAAAAUUCCAGGAAUUUGGGGACUUUUCCCAUGGAUUCAGUCCUUUUUUCCCAAAAAAUUUGGGACAUGAACCCCAAAAUUUCCAGAAAUUCGGGCAAUUUUCUAUGGAUUCAAUCCUUUCCCCCCCAAAAUUCCCAGGAAUUUGGGAAAAUUUCCAAUGGAUUCAAUCCUUUUCCCCCAAAAGUUCAGGGAUUUUGGGGAUUUUCCUGUGGAAUAGUUUCCCAAAAAAAUCGGGGUAGGACCCUCAAAAAUCCAAAGAAUUUUGGGAAUUUCCCCUGAAAAUUUUGGGAAUUUUCCCCAAAAAUCGGCGCAGAACCCCAAAAGGUCCCAGGAAUUUUGGGGAAUUUUGGGAAUUUUCAUGCCUCAAUCGACCUCCCAAAAAUUGGGAUAGAACCCCCCAAAAUUCCAGGAAUUUUGGGAAUUUUCCUGUGGAACCACUCCGUGCCUCAGUUUACCUCCGAAAGGUACAAAAAAAUCCCCCAAAAUUCCAGGAAUUUGGGGAUUUUCUCAUCGGGAAUCCUCCCGUGCCUCAGUUUCCCCCUCGGAUCACGGUACCACCCCCAGAAUUCCAGGAAUUUUGGGAAUUUUUAACGCACCCGCUCCGUGCCUCAGUUUCCCUGCAGAAGGUACAAAAAAAUUUUGGGAAUUUGAGGAAUUUUUUCUCUCUGGAACCACUCCGUGCCUCAGUUUCCCCUCCCCCGGGACAGGUACGACCCCUCCCCCUAUUUUUUUUCCUUAAAUCCCGGCGGGAAUUUGGGAAUUUUAAAAAAAUUUUGGGAAUUCUCGCUGUGGAGCCGCCGCCUGCUUCGCUUUACUUUGUACAUACAACAAUAAACGCGCUCUGAUUGGCUGUGCUGCCUGUCAAUCAUUGCUGCGACACA
This is a messenger RNA of Passer domesticus (house sparrow), 3753 nucleotides long. RefSeq names its product galactose-3-O-sulfotransferase 4 (gene GAL3ST4). Lineage: Eukaryota; Metazoa; Chordata; Aves; Passeriformes; Passeridae. Gene Ontology annotation, biological process: glycolipid biosynthetic process. The record is from RefSeq and is a predicted model, not a curated record. Bases 7 to 1242 code for a protein of 411 amino acids. Gene Ontology annotation, molecular function: galactosylceramide sulfotransferase activity. Gene Ontology annotation, cellular component: membrane. The transcript is spliced from 3 exons.